AUGGAUCAAGCAGAUAUCCCCGCACUCCUGUCGCGGCUUGCCAGCGAUGAGGAUGCCGUACGCAAAAUGGCAGUCUUCAAGCUGCAGUCAUCCAUCAACGACCCGGCCUUUGCAGACGUCUUUAUAUCCUCGGGCGGCCUGGUUAUCCUGCGGCGAUUGAUCAUGAGCACCGGGGGCAACACCUUAGCCUAUGCGCUGCAAAGCCUCACCCGAUUGCUAGAGGUGGACAUGGGCUGGGACAUAUUCGAAGGCUCCACGGCUGGGGACCUGGUGGAGCGGAUCGUCGAACUUAUCGUCAUGAACCCUCUCGUCAACAUUCUGCGGGGCGCCAUGUCCAUUCUGGUUGCAUUGGUCAGCCACUCACAGUCUGCUGGACGAGGGACCGUCAAAACACCGGGCUUUUUUGGCUUCCGGGCGUUAAAACCAGCCGUGGCUGUCUACCCGCAGUUCUUUGAGCUUGUUAUCCAACAGUUGCAAUCCGCCGACCAUGCCUUGUGUGCCAACGCUCUCAUGCUCAUCAAUGCCUUGAUACGGGACGCGGUGUCGAAUGAUGGGGUCUCAGCUGUGGUAGUCACAAAGGGAACCGGUGUGGGAGAGGAAUGGUCAAAGUUCAUUAAGAGGCUGCAGGACCUAGGACUCAUCAAAGCGGUUUACAACCUCAUGCAGAGCUCUGCACUUCAAGAUCUUGCCUAUCCCUUGCUCGAGUUUCAGUCAUUGACAAAGGUGCUGCUGCGCAAGUGGAGGGAAGUUCGGGUCGACUUGGAGAGACCAGAGCACCGAAGGGCACUGAAAGGCCUCCACCUGGCCAGCGCACCGGAUAGGUACCUGCCAAACGGAACUGCGAGGACGGCUGAAGAGGCCGAGACGAACAAGAAGGGAAGCAGGAGGCAUAACCCUGAGAAGUGGAGGAGAUUGGGCUUCGAAACCGAGUCGCCCGCCCAGGAGUUCGACACAGCAGGCUUCUUGGGCAUGAUGGAUCUUACCGACUACGUGAGGAAGAACGAAGACGGAUUCCAGAAGAUGCUGCUCGAGCAGUCGAGCAAACCAUUGAGCGAACGUUGCCCUGUUGCACGGGCCAGCUUGGCGGUCACCAUGAUGCUCUACGAUCACUUUGAGGUGGACAAGUCCGAUAUGGAGGAUAUCAGGGGCUACCAGACCUUGGAUGGCACCAAGACCAACGAUAAGCUAUUUAGGCCCCUUUUGUUCCAGUGGUCCAGACUCCACACCGCCGGAUUACACGCCUUCUUUCGGAUGUGGAAAGCCACCGGAGCCGAACGUGAUGACUUCGACAAGGUGGCGGAGCUGGUCAGAAUACUCAUCGAGCAGGUUGUCGGGCAGGCCAGCAGAACCAAAGAUGUUCUGGAGGUCGAGGAGGACCUGCAGGAGUACGAUUGCCCGAGGCUCCGGGAACUACAGAUGGAGCUACUGGAACUCUCGUUCGAUGACCAGUGGGGCCAACACCUCUAUCAGGUCCGGGAGGAACUUAGGCACGAGGCACUGCAGUUCGUCAAAGAGCAGAGGAUCCGGUGCCUGCUCCAAGGCACAUGGUUCUCCAAGCCCCUGCCGCGCCAACAUUCCCGUCAUGGCAGCCAGCAAAAGCGGCGUCUAUACCAACCGUAUAGGUUUGCUAAGCUCUCCCACAACCGGCGCUAUCUGCAUUACGCCGACUUUUCCGAGCACCUGCAGCAUGACCCUGGUCUCGAUGGCCUGACUGAAAAGGUCGACCUGAGCACCAUAAGCUCGGUGGUCUCCAACGUUUCCGCGCCCAACGACGACGCCCAGAGUCUAUCUAGUGAAUCGACCCUGAAGACGCCGGCGGGCCUGCAGGCGAUGACGAAGCCGACGACCAAGAUCACCAUCUACAGCUAUUCGAGCCCCGAGGACGCCCAGAAGGGCGGCGAUGGAAAGGAGCGGGCGAUCCUGACCCUAUUCCCCCUGAAUCACAGCCUGGCAUCCGAGUGGCUCGACGGCCUGCUCAUGCUCCUGAACCAGGCGCCCAUCACGGCGGAGACGAACAAGCUGGUCACGCUGGUGAGCGAGUACGGGCUGAAGAUCCGGCUCCUCAACGUCAGAUUGGAGGCAGCCUAUUCCGGGCCGGCUCCCGGUGCGGGAGCGGUUCCGAGCCGGGAGGGCAAUUGUGAUCCGCGGCUCCCGGCCCCCCGUCUCCAGGUCAAGAAGAACGGCAAGAACAAACACAGGUGGUUCUAUACCUGCCAGAAACAACGGAAGGACCAAUGCGGUUUCUUCAUAUUCGAGGACUCCGCCCAGGUGCGGGAAAAGGGGGAAUUGCUGAGGACUCCAGGGCCUGAACCUUCUACAGCUUCGAGGGCACCGCCUACAGAAACGCCCGGCCCGGCGCCGGUGCGACGGCUCUUGUUCAACGGGACUGCGCAAGGGCGCGGGCGUGGACCAAGCCUUUCGACCGAGUUAUCGACGGAUGACGAGCUGGACAUGGCAAGCCUGGCCGACCAAGUCUCACAACAGGGAAGGGCGGGAAGGGCGGGCACGUUGGAUUCGCAGGACAACAGCACCUGGCUGCGGCAGGCUGCGCCGGAACAUAUCGCUGCGGCUAUCCCCUCGGCCAAGAGGAAGCUAAGUGCGUUCGGCGAGGAUAAUGAUACGGACUUCGGCGGGGACUUCAGCUCGGACGAGGAGAGGUUGAUGCUGCGGCUGGCAGAUGAGAGCGCCGAGAGCCAGAAGGACAGCCAGGCCCCGGCAGUGGAAUCACAGGCCGGGCGAGCGUCAUUUACCACCCCUUCUGCACCACGGACACAUGACAUGCUUGGCGGCUUGCCGACUCCCCUGACGAGGAACAGUCUCCUCAUCGUCUCUGAAGCCAAGAGGCAGAGGACAGCAGCCGCGAGUCCGACGCCGACGCGUAUCAGCCAGCAAGACAGUUCUCGCGGGCACGGCGACGACUACGAUAUCACGGAGGAGGUGAUAAACAUACUCAGAGAGACACCUAUGACUGAGUCGGUCAGACAGGGCGUCCGGGAGUCCCUGAACACGUAUGCGCUGCGGAUGCGGGGUGUCGAGCGGGGCAGGGAGAUGGCGCGGACGACGAUCAAGGCCAAGGACGGCAGGAUUGCCGAACUGCAGGCGCGAGUGGCGGCGCUGGAGAACGAGCGCAAGGUCAACAGGGAGAGGAUCAGAGCGCUGAAUACGGGGUUGAAGUCGCUGUACCAAGAUGACUUGCAAGAGACUUGA
This is a messenger RNA of Phialemonium atrogriseum, 3207 nucleotides long. Its product is annotated as ELMO/CED-12 family-domain-containing protein. Gene Ontology annotation, biological process: cell motility; actin filament organization. The coding region runs from base 1 to 3207 and encodes 1068 amino acids. Lineage: Eukaryota; Fungi; Ascomycota; Sordariomycetes; Cephalothecales; Cephalothecaceae. The record is from RefSeq and is a predicted model, not a curated record. Gene Ontology annotation, cellular component: plasma membrane. The transcript has 2 exons. Gene Ontology annotation, molecular function: zinc ion binding.